UGCGUGGUGAGAAAAGAAUGAGGGAAGAGGAGGAGGAGGUGCAGAAACACCCACAGCAUCGAGCAGGACCCAAGAAAAAGGAAUAAUCUGAAGUGAAAAUGACACGCUACACACUCCCAGUGGUGCUCUUGCUCAGCUUUGUGUCUCACACCUCGACAUCGAGUGAGGAACUCACGCUGAAGCCUCCUGAGCACGAUCUGUUCAACAGCUCUCUGUACGCCGCAUGCAGGAUGAAACCCAACACCCAGCUGGUGCCUGGAAUGCCCAAAGUGUACGGACAUGUCCUGUUUAAACAAAGUGGCCCGGAGGAGAACUUACAGGUGAUGUUCAAGCUCCACGGCCUGCCUGCGUCUAAAUCUCAGUCCCGAGCGAUACACAUUCAUCAGUACGGAGAUCUCAGCGAGGGCUGCACCUCCACCGGCGGCCACUACAACCCAGAAGGGGUCAACCAUCCGCUUCAUCCAGGGGAUUUCGGAAACUUUAUCACCCCCAAUGGGAAGAUUCGACGGGCUAUAGACUCCAAAGCCACUCUCUACGGCAGGUUGUCGGUUCUCGGCCGUGCUGUGGUGAUCCAUGAGAAGGAGGACGACAUGGGACGAGGAGGAGACGCAGGAAGUCUUCUGCACGGGAACGCAGGAGGACGACUGGCCUGCUGUGUGAUCGGAAUAAGCAGCUCCAAACUCUGGAAUAAAUCUAAGCAGUGAAUUAUUGUGGGGUCGAGUCUGUACAUAUGGGUGUGGCGAUAUAUCAGUAUAUUAAUCCUGUUAAUGUUGUGUUACUUUGGCGUGAACAUAUCCAAGUACGCUGUCAUCAUGGUGUCACUGGGUUGGGACGAUAUAUCGAUAUCGUGAUUAUGGAAACAUUAUAUAAGCAGAGCAGAUACAGUACAAACAGAAUAAAGAAAGAAUGAAAUAAACACAUUCAGAAAAUAAAACAAAAUUUAAAAAAUAUAUAAAUACAAAAUUAGAAGAAAAAAGAAGAAAAAAAUUACUAAUUUUAAUCUUACUACUUACCUCUUUCAUCUUUUUCUUCUGUUUCUUCUUCUUCUCCUUUAUUAUUAAUUAUUACUAUUAAUACGCAGGUGAUGACAGAAAAUCAUGCGCACUGAUUCUGAUUGGUCGAGAAAUUCAGACUAUUUCUCGAUAAUCCCCUCGAGCGACUCGGCAAAAUGGCGUCGAAGUGCUUCGUCACCGUAAGUGAGGAAGAAUUACAGAUGAUGAAAGAAAACGCUGUUCCUAAAAGCACUAAAGAUGCUCCGAAGUUUGGGCUAAAACUGUUCAAAGGGAAGGUGGGGUUGGGAUUUAUUUUAUCGAUUUCAAAACAAAGUAUUUUAUGUGACUCGGCGUAGAUCAGUGACGCGAGUCUGCGCCACAAAGUUAUUACACUUACAUGAAGAUUUUGAAGUUUGAAAUAAAUUUUUUUAACAUGAUUAUUUAAAAAUAAUCACCUGUGUAUUUAUACUAAAACAAUUAUCCACCUCAGGUGAUAUUCAGCUCACCUUCAGUGAAUAAUUGUUAAUCACUGUAUCAACAUUCACUGGAUAUGAGCAAUCGUGCGCUCUGAGUGGCUACUCUACUUCUAGGAUAUCAGCUCAUAUACAGUGAGUAGAGAAAAACAAAAUGGCAGAGCACAUCAAGUCAGAUUUAUCACUUUGUUAUCAAGUAUUUAAAAGAAACAGAAAUAGCUAAAGGAAUAUAGUGUCGUCGUCCCCAGUAGCGCCUGUUCCACAAUCCAGCCCAGUCGGUGGCAAUAUUGCACCUUUAAGUUGGUUUGCCAACCACCAAAAAACCCUAAAGAAAAACAAAAUGGCGGAGCAUGUUGCUGAACCAACUGAAGAUGAAAUAAAAACUCUACUCGAAAACAAAACCCCCAAAAAUAAAAAGCAACAAAAUAUGGAAUAAAAGCAUUUGAUGGUAAGAACAUAUCUUUUUUAUUUUUCAAUAAUAAUAAUAAUUAUUAUUAUUAUUAUUAUUACAUUUUUCACAAAUUGCUCCUGUCAUUCUGCUGGUUUGUUUACAUUCUAAGCGGAAAUGAUUUUGUCGGACGUUUUGUAUAAAGUUUUUAUUUAUGAAAUUUGCAAAAAAUAAAAAUGCUCCGUUUCUCAAAAUCCAGUGAAUGUGGAUAGAAUAAAACAUUUAUUCCACUCAAUCUCGGUGCUACGCGCCUCGUCGGCUAUCACCUCAUGUACGACUCGAUUUCAUGGAAUAACUGUUAAACAUUUGCAUUUGCAAUUUGUAUUCGUCUUCUGAACUUGCAUCUUUAUUUUUUAUAUUCCCUCACCCAAAAUGUGCUGAUCUGUGUGUGAGAGAAUGAUUGAUGUGCCUUUUCUUUUGUAAUCCAGUUGAAUUAAUCCCAUGUUCAGUGUGUGAUUCAGUGUUUAUCUGUAUUUGCGUUUUAAAGCGUUCCUUGCAUGUGACCUUGUGUUCUGUUUGGAGAGUUUGGGUAAUAAGCAAAUAAUCUAUGGUCAUGUUGAACCCGAUGAUAAGAUGGAGUUUCUGUUGGUGUACAUGCGAGAACAUCUAAUCUGUUACUGGAGUAAAGUUUACUUCAAUUCUCACUCUUACUUUAUGCCUAUUAUUUUAUUAUUUACUAAAGUUCUUCUGAUCCUGGAGUUUAACAGCCAAUAAAAUCAAAUAAAAUGUCUCA
This is a messenger RNA of Neoarius graeffei (lesser salmon catfish), 2646 nucleotides long. RefSeq names its product superoxide dismutase 3, extracellular b (gene sod3b). The record is from RefSeq and is a predicted model, not a curated record. The transcript is spliced from 2 exons. Gene Ontology annotation, molecular function: superoxide dismutase activity; copper ion binding. Bases 99 to 704 code for a protein of 201 amino acids. NCBI's taxonomy places the organism in Eukaryota, Metazoa, Chordata, Actinopteri, Siluriformes, Ariidae. Gene Ontology annotation, biological process: removal of superoxide radicals.